UAGACUCCAGCAGUAAGCAGAACAAUCGAGGGAGAUUUGGAGGAAACACCAAUUGCAUUAUUCGGUCGACUUACCACGAAUCCAGAGGCAAGCUGCAAGGCUUGGCUGUUGAUAAGCGGCGUUGUCUAAAUGAACGGCAGAAGAGAAAUUUCGCCCUCCAAAAUCAUGCUCACAAAGAAGUUUUUCCGAAUUUAUCGAAAUGUAGUGCGAAAAUUAAUGAGUCGUGCUUGUACAAGACUAAAACUGAAUCUCUAAACAAAUGCGUUUGGACCAACGAAUCACUUUUGACGAGCUUACCUCCGUCAGAAUCGAUUGAGAAUAGAACGCGACAACAAAAUCAAGAUCAUUACGAACAUUUUCAAGGUCCACUUCAAGUUUCACCAAUCAACCGAGAUGAGCAGUUGAACGAACAAAAUAUCAUGGCAUUACAAAAUAAGGGUUAUGAUCAACACCAAAUUCAGCAACCAGACGACCAAUUUUCUCGCCUGCCCCAGCAAGAGCCUCCUCGGUACAACCAGCAGUACAACCAGGAAUUCCUGCGGGCAGGCGAUACUAGUGCCACACAAAUCGAGCACAGAGGGAAUUAUGACUCUCAUCAAAGCAUAUUAGAAUACGAGACUCCGUUCAGAAGAAACUGUUUGCUCCCAAAAAAUUUCACUCCUGUCCACUUACGUUCGCUCGAAGAAACUGAAGCUGCUCAUGACCUACUUCAACUCGCCCAAUCGGCACCAGCUUUUCCGAAUGCCGUCAGCCUCGUUUUGAGUCCAAGCUACGAAGUGGCCUACGAUAGCGAACCGACGACUCCAGCACCUUCACCAACAGGGAGCAGUGAUGCCGAAAACGUGGCUCCACUUGACAGUUUGGAAGACGGCAGAGCGCGUAUAAAGUCUGAGCUGACAGGAUGCCCGCGCUAUACGUGUUCCGAGUGCGGCAAGCAGUACGCAACGUCGUCCAACCUCUCCCGACACAAGCAAACGCACCGCACCCUAGACUCAGGCAAUGCCCGCAGAUGUCAUGUGUGUGGCAAGGCUUAUGUGAGCAUGCCAGCUCUGGCGAUGCAUGUGCUCACUCAUAAUUUAAAUCACAAAUGUGGCGUGUGUGGCAAGGCCUUCUCUAGGCCGUGGCUCCUGCAAGGCCACAUGCGAUCUCACACUGGUGAGAAGCCUUUCGGUUGCGCGCAUUGCGGCAAGUCUUUUGCUGACCGCUCUAAUUUACGAGCUCACAUGCAAACUCAUUCGCAACUAAAAAACUUCAAGUGCAAAAGAUGCAAUAAAUCCUUUGCUUUGAAGUCUUAUCUUAACAAACACCACGAGUCUGCUUGCUACCGAGAAGGUUCUUGUGCAGACACGGCCGAUGCGAGCACAUGAUGACGCUUUCAAGACAAACUUUUGAACGUAAACCGUUUUGUUUCUUAGAGUAGUCCAUAGUUUACCCUAGUCCCAGAGAUUUUAGCAGCGUUAUAUUUGAAGUGCAGUGCUGCUUUAGUGAAAUGUGUCGUGAUGCUGAUCUGUGAUUUGAUGUUGUGCUAGAAUUCAUUUUUUGGUAAUUUUACAGUACUCUGAAAUUGUGAGAGACACGCGAGGCUGCUUAUCUAUAUAGCUUUGCUUCUCAGUCCUUUACCAUAGUGUUCCUUUAGUAAAGUUUUCGAUGUUAUUCAGACAUUACGUUUUAGAUAAUUUUGCUUUAGAACCUCUUUGUAAAUUGAAGUCUAAUUUACGCUAAUUCCAACCUGGCAUUGCAACACCUGAUUCAGAGAAGCUCAAGCAUCGCCGCCACAGUUGAAGUU
Molecule: messenger RNA, 1786 nt
Organism: Hyalella azteca
Lineage: Eukaryota; Metazoa; Arthropoda; Malacostraca; Amphipoda; Hyalellidae
Product: transcriptional repressor scratch 1-like
Exons: 1
Coding region: 420-1367 (315 amino acids)
Biological process (GO): regulation of DNA-templated transcription
Molecular function (GO): RNA polymerase II cis-regulatory region sequence-specific DNA binding; DNA-binding transcription factor activity, RNA polymerase II-specific
Source: RefSeq, a predicted model, not a curated record